Messenger RNA from Lolium rigidum, 1916 nucleotides. Its product is annotated as asparagine synthetase [glutamine-hydrolyzing] 1-like. Gene Ontology annotation, molecular function: asparagine synthase (glutamine-hydrolyzing) activity. The transcript is spliced from 12 exons. The coding region runs from base 1 to 1806 and encodes 601 amino acids. Gene Ontology annotation, cellular component: cytosol. The record is from RefSeq and is a predicted model, not a curated record. Lineage: Eukaryota; Viridiplantae; Streptophyta; Magnoliopsida; Poales; Poaceae.
AUGUGUGGCAUUCUGGCCGUCCUCGGCUGCGCCGACUGGUCGCAGGCCCAGCGGGCUCGUGUCCUCGCCUGCUCCCGUAGGCUGAAGCACCGUGGACCCGACUGGUCUGGACUGUACCAGUGCGAGGGCAACUUCCUGGCGCAGCAGCGCCUCGCCGUCGUCUCCCCGCUCUCUGGUGACCAGCCCCUCUACAACCAGGACAAGACCGUCGUCGUCGUGGCCAAUGGAGAGAUCUACAACCACAAGAAGAUCCGCAAGCAGUUCGCCGCGAAGCACACCUUCACCACCGGCAGCGACUGCGAGGUCAUCAUCCCGCUGUAUGAGGAGUACGGCGAGAACUUCGUCAACAUGCUCGACGGCGUCUUCGCCUUCGUUCUCUACGACACCCGCAACAACACCUACAUGGCCGCCCGCGAUGCCAUCGGCGUCAACCCCCUCUACAUCGGCUGGGGCAGCGACGGCGCCGUCUGGAUGGCGUCCGAGAUGAAGGCGCUCCACGACGACUGCCCCAAGUUCGAGCUCUUCCCUCCGGGCCACCUGUACUCCAGCGCCGGCGGCGGGUUCCGGCGGUGGUACAACCCGGGGUGGUUCGCCGAGCUCGUCCCGGCGACGCCGUACCAGCCCCUCGUCCUCAGGGAAGCGUUCGAGAAGGCUGUCAUCAAGAGGCUCAUGACCGAUGUGCCCUUCGGCGUCCUCCUCUCCGGCGGCCUCGACUCGUCAUUGGUCGCCUCCGUGACCAAGCGUCAUCUCAUCGAAACUGAAGCCGCUAAGAAGUUCGGAACUGAGCUACAUUCCUUCGUCGUUGGACUAGAGAACUCGCCUGAUCUGAAGGCCGCUAGGGAGGUUGCUGACUUUCUUGGAACCAUCCAUCACGAGUUCCAUUUCACUGUUCAGGAUGGUAUCGACGCCAUCGAGGAGGUGAUCUACCACAACGAGACUUACGACGUGACGACAAUACGCGCGAGCACGCCCAUGUUCCUGAUGGCGCGCAAGAUCAAGGCGCUCGGCGUGAAGAUGGUGCUGUCCGGCGAAGGCUCAGACGAGCUCCUGGGUGGCUACCUGUACUUCCACUUCGCCCCCAACAAGGAGGAGUUCCACAAGGAGACCUGCCGCAAGGUGAAAGCGCUACAUCAGUAUGACUGCUUGCGCGCCAACAAGGCCACGUCGGCCUGGGGCCUGGAAGUCCGCGUGCCGUUCCUCGACAAGGAGUUCAUCGACGUCGCCAUGAGCAUGGACCCCGAAUGGAAACUGUACGACCCUGAUCUGGGCCGCAUCGAGAAGUGGGUGAUGAGGAAGGCGUUCGACGACGAGGAGGAACCUUACCUGCCCAAGCAUAUUCUCUACAGGCAGAAGGAGCAGUUCAGUGACGGUGUUGGCUACAGCUGGAUCGAUGGCCUCAAGGCCUUCACUGAACAGCAGGUGACUGAUGGGAUGAUGAAGAACGCUGCAGAAGUGUUCCCAUACAGCACGCCCAUCAACAAGGAGGCGUACUACUACAGGAUGAUAUUCGAGAGGCUCUACCCUCAGGAGUCGGCGAGGGAGACGGUGCCAUGGGGCCCGAGCAUCGCGUGCAGCACGCCGGCGGCCAUCGAGUGGGUGGCGCAGUGGAAGGCCUCCAACGACCCCUCCGGCCGCCUGAUCGCCUCCCACAACUCUGCUACCCCAGCUCACGCCGGCGCUGGCGCCCACGCCAACGGCAACGGGAAGGUGCAGAACGGCAACGGGAAGGUGGCGAACGGGAAUGGACACGUGAACGGCAACGGCAAAGUCACGGCGAACGGGAAAGCCAACGGAACUCUGGAAUAACGCCGGCGUGGCCGGCGGGACUAAAGCUAGCCGUCGUCGAUGGCGCUAGCCAGGACCAGCCGUCGUUGUGUACACUAGAGGAUAUGAAUAGUAUGUGUGUGUAUCCUCCA